Molecule: messenger RNA, 339 nt
Organism: Entamoeba invadens IP1
Lineage: Eukaryota; Evosea; Mastigamoebida; Endamoebidae
Exons: 1
Coding region: 1-339 (112 amino acids)
Molecular function (GO): GTPase activity; GTP binding
Source: RefSeq, a predicted model, not a curated record
AUGGGCGCAAUAAUAGUUUAUUCUGUCACUUCUCGUAAUAGUUUCGAAAGUUUGGACUAUUGGAUUGACUUGAUCACUAAAGAAAGAAGUGGUGAUAUAUCAAUUGUACUUGUUGCAAGUAAAUGUGAUCUUGAAAAGGUAGUCUCAGAUGAGGAGGGUUUAAGAUAUGCUGAACGAGUCGGAUAUCCCCUUGUUUUCUGUUCUUCAAACACUGGAGAGGGUAUUAAUGAAAUCUUUUUUAAUGCAGCUUUUCCAAAUAGAGAGUUUACUUAUCCUGAUAAAAGGGUUAAAAUAGUUGAAUGGUAUGAUUAUAUGGUGCCAAAAUGUUAUAUCUGCUAA